AAUUGAAGUUAUGCCCAAACCCUAUUAAUUAAUGAUAUUUCUCAUUCUUGAAACAAUAUUACACAUUCCCCAUGGUUCCCUUGGUGAACAAUCAAUGAAUCCAAGACCCAAACUCAGAUCACCUCCACCUCCACCUCCACCUCCUUCCAUCACCAAAUCCUUAACCCCAAACAACAAAAUGCCUAGAAAACUAACUCUCAAACCAACUCUCACACUUGCCACUACUCUAUUCACCAUCUUAGCUUUAUACGCUUUCUUAAACACCUUCAUCUUCUCAACUAACCCACCACCAAACAAUGUAACCACCAUCAGCUUAAGCACCAGAACCUCAAAUACCCAAAAUACCCCUGGUGCAAAAUCCGUGAAAAUCUACAUGUAUGAUUUGCCAAGAAAGUUUACAUAUGGGGUUAUUGAGAGCUAUGCAUUGGCAAGGGGUGGGGUAAAACAAAGUGAUGAUUUGUUGCUUAAGUAUCCUGGAAAUCAGCAUUCUGCUGAGUGGUAUUUGUUUUCUGACCUGAACGGGUCGGGUCGUGAUCGGGUCGGGUCGGCUGUGACCCGGGUUAUGGACCCGGAGGAAGCUGAUUUGUUCUAUGUUCCGUUUUUUUCGUCAUUGAGUCUUGUGGCGAAUCCGAUUAGAUCGAAUAGUGUUGUUGGUGCAAAUGGGGAUAGGCCUGUGUAUAGUGAUGAGGAAAUGCAGGAGUCUUUAAUUGAAUGGUUGGAGCAGCAGGGGUAUUGGAAAAGGAACAAUGGCUGGGAUCACGUGUUUAUAUGCCAGGAUCCUAAUGCUUUAUACAAGGUUGUGGAUAGGGUGAAGAACGGGGUGCUGUUAGUUUCUGAUUUUGGAAGGCUGAGUCGUAAUCAGGCAUCUCUCGUUAAGGAUGUCAUCUUGCCCUACUCACAUCGGAUUAAUACAUACACUGGGGAUAUUGGCGUUGAAAAUCGGAAUUCCUUGCUCUUCUUCAUGGGCAAUCGAUACAGAAAGGAGGGGGGAAAGAUUCGUGAUUUGCUUUUUCAAUUACUUGAGAAAGAAGAAGAUGUCAUCAUAAAACAUGGUGCACAAUCUAGGGAGAGCCGUCGUGAGGCAAGAAAAGGGAUGCACACUUCAAAAUUUUGUCUGCAUCCAGCUGGUGAUACUCCAUCAGCUUGCCGCCUUUUUGAUGCUAUUGUGAGCUUGUGUGUCCCUGUAAUCAUCAGUGAUUACAUUGAAUUGCCAUUUGAGGAUGUUAUAGACUACAGGAAAAUUGCAGUUUUUGUAGACACUAACAUAGCUGUGAAGCCGGGGUUCUUGGUUAAAAAGCUCAGGAAAGUAAGCAUGAAGAGGAUUUUGGAAUUCCAACGGGAGCUGAAAAAGGUGAAGCAUUACUUUGAAUAUGAGGACCCAAAUGGUACAGUUAAAGAAAUCUGGCGACAGGUCUCUUUGAAGUUACCGCUUGUUAAGUUAAUGAUCAAUCGUGACAAACGUCUGGUGAAAAGGGAGCUCACUGAACCAGAUUGCUCUUGUCUCUGUUCGAACCAGACAGGGAUCUUGACGACAUUAUGAUCCAGACUAAUGACAUUCUCUUUGUCACCAUCCACUCGGAGCAUUUGUGGAUCAUCUGAGAAUGUCUGCUCAUGCCCUUAAAGUCGUUGAUUCUUGGGGAAGAAGAUGGGUAGAUCAAGAGGCCUGUGCUGUUGUAACUUAUAUCUGGGAUGGGAAUAUGGUUGCUAUCUGCAUUCAUUGAUUAAAACCCCUGCUAGGGUAGAGAAUACAGUUUACGAUUAAAAUAAGGAUGGGUCUAGUACAUUUUGAUAUUUAUAUAGUUUUACUUAUUCAUUUCACACUUCCUGGAUGCAUUUAAUUUGAGAAUUGCAGUGGCUAGAAGCAAUUCUGUAUGUAUUUACAAUGUUGUACAUCAUGAUAUAUAAAAUCACAGCUAUAUGUAGGGUUUUGCUUCAAAA
Molecule: messenger RNA, 1938 nt
Organism: Lycium ferocissimum
Lineage: Eukaryota; Viridiplantae; Streptophyta; Magnoliopsida; Solanales; Solanaceae
Product: probable arabinosyltransferase ARAD1
Exons: 4
Coding region: 32-1540 (502 amino acids)
Molecular function (GO): glycosyltransferase activity
Source: RefSeq, a predicted model, not a curated record